AUGAUAAGCCUUUGGUACUCGAUCAAAUUUCUCAAGAGGCGGAUAGUAAUGAGAAUGAGAAUAUACCAAUUGAAAAGUGGUGUGCUCCUGCAGGUUUUAGCCUAGAUUUUGAUGAUCCGUCAUUAAAAAAAACACGUGAUUAA
This is a messenger RNA of Entrophospora sp. SA101, 143 nucleotides long. The record is from the annotation of a GenBank genome assembly. Lineage: Eukaryota; Fungi; Glomeromycota; Glomeromycetes; Entrophosporales; Entrophosporaceae.